Molecule: messenger RNA, 599 nt
Organism: Ochotona curzoniae (black-lipped pika)
Lineage: Eukaryota; Metazoa; Chordata; Mammalia; Lagomorpha; Ochotonidae
Gene: NCS1
Product: neuronal calcium sensor 1
Exons: 7
Coding region: 8-580 (190 amino acids)
Molecular function (GO): calcium ion binding; calcium sensitive guanylate cyclase activator activity
Source: RefSeq, a predicted model, not a curated record
GCCGAGGAUGGGGAAAUCCAACAGCAAGUUGAAGCCUGAAGUUGUGGAGGAGCUGACCAGGAAAACCUACUUUACGGAGAAGGAGGUGCAACAGUGGUAUAAAGGCUUCAUCAAAGAUUGCCCCAGUGGGCAGCUGGAUGCUGCCGGCUUCCAGAAGAUCUACAAGCAGUUCUUCCCCUUCGGGGACCCCACCAAGUUCGCCACGUUUGUCUUCAACGUCUUUGAUGAGAACAAGGAUGGGCGGAUCGAGUUCUCCGAGUUCAUCCAGGCGCUGUCGGUGACCUCAAGGGGCACUCUGGAUGAGAAGCUGCGUUGGGCUUUCAAGCUGUAUGACUUGGACAAUGAUGGCUACAUCACCAGGAAUGAGAUGUUGGACAUCGUGGAUGCCAUUUACCAGAUGGUGGGGAACACCGUGGAGCUCCCUGAGGAGGAGAACACACCGGAAAAGAGGGUGGACCGGAUCUUCGCCAUGAUGGACAAGAACGCUGACGGGAAGCUGACACUGCAGGAGUUCCAGGAAGGGUCCAAGGCAGACCCCUCCAUCGUGCAGGCACUGUCGCUCUACGAUGGGCUAGUAUAGUCCAGGGCCUGGAGCUGUG